AUGGAGAGAUUACAACAGAUAGGAAACCACAUAUUUGCAAGACAGGGCGUCAACACGAAGAGCCCCGACGACGUGGUGAUAGUGAGCGCGUACAGAACCGCGCUGACAAAGGCUGGUAAGGGGAAGUUCAAAGAUGUCAACUCCGACGAGCUGCUGAUGAAGCUGGUGGCCAAUAUGAUCCAAAAGGACAAGUUGGACGCGAGUCUGGUUGAGGAGGUUGUGGUGGGCAACGUGCUGAAUCCGGGUGCCGGCGUCAACGAGCACCGGGCCGCGGUGCUGGCAGCAGGGAUUCCUGCCUCGUCCUCGUUCGAGGCUGUCAAUCGGCAAUGUUCCUCGGGACUAAUGGCUGUCAACAGCAUUGCAAACAAAAUCCUGCUUGGUCAGAUCAGCUGUGGAUUGGCCGCGGGUGUUGAGAGCAUGUCACAGAACUACGGUCCGCAGGCUGCCCCGAAGAUUAGCGACGCAGUGCUCAAGAAGAACAGGGACGCCAAAGGGUGUCUUUUGCCAAUGGGCACUACAAGCGAGAACGUGAACGAGGCUUACAGCAUUUCUCGGCAAGACCAAGACGAGUUUGCAGCCAGGUCGUACCAGAAAGCCGAGUCUGCAGUGAAAGGCGGUCUGUUCAAGGAAGAGAUCAUGCCGAUCGAGGUGGAAAUUGCCGAGGAUGACGACGAGGACGAGGAAAAUGGUGGGGUGACCGCAAAAGUGACAGUCGACACCGAUGAAGGAGUCCGAGCAGGUGUCACCGCUGCGUCGCUUGCUAAACUUCGGCCCGCGUUCAAGAAAGACGGCAGCUCGCAUGCGGGGAACUCUUCUCAGGUCACUGACGGUGCUGCGGCUGUCUUAUUAAUGCGUCGUUCCUUGGCAACGGAAUUGGGGCUUAGUAUUCUCGGCAAGUACGUUGCUACCACCUCUGUUGGUGUUGCUCCCGAGAUUAUGGGUGUGGGGCCCGCAUAUGCCAUCCCAAAGCUGCUUGAGCGGUGCGGCAUUGCUGCAGACCAGAUUUCCGCUUUCGAAAUCAAUGAGGCCUUUGCAGGCCAAGCAUUGUUCACCGCCAAGCACAACAACAUCCCGCUCGAGAAGGUCAACCCACGCGGCGGAGCCAUUGCUCUGGGACAUCCGCUAGGAGCCACCGGGGCUCGUCAGGUGUGUACUCUGCUACGCGAGCUCGAGCCAGGCCAGCUGGGUGUCACCAGCAUGUGCAUUGCCGGAGGCCAAGGAGCUGCUGCCCUAUUUGUCAGAGAGUAG
Molecule: messenger RNA, 1248 nt
Organism: Ogataea philodendri
Lineage: Eukaryota; Fungi; Ascomycota; Pichiomycetes; Pichiales; Pichiaceae
Exons: 1
Coding region: 1-1248 (415 amino acids)
Biological process (GO): fatty acid beta-oxidation; phenylacetate catabolic process
Cellular component (GO): peroxisome
Molecular function (GO): acetyl-CoA C-acyltransferase activity
Source: RefSeq, a predicted model, not a curated record